CCCAAUUCUGCUUUGAUUUGUAGUAGCGUCCUUCUACUGUCAGAUAAAGCACAUCUAUGCAAAAACGGUUCUUGAGAACAGCAAUUGCUGUUGAUCAGAAUUAGCUACUGGUUCGUAAUAUCUGUCGUAUCUACUUCAUCAUUCGAUCAUUCGUGUUAGAAACUAAAGAAUUGCUUACGAGAUAUGUACGCAAACGUGCUAUAAUAAAUGCUGGAGUUAAUAAGUAGGUUAUGAUGAUCUAUGACAACAAUUGAUUGACCUUUACGACGUUGUGUUGUAUUUUUGCAUAGAUACUUCGCACGCUUGCAGGUGCACUAUAAAUAGUAUAAUUGAGCUAAGCUUGGGAAAACCAUGAGAAAGAGGCAUGGGUGAGCACAACAGUGAUCUUUAUGAACAACAGCUUUAUGCUGUAUUUGAAAGUUGCUUGACAAAAGGAAAGGACGAACUCGAAGAAAACAACCUGUCUUCUAUAUGCAGCAAAUUACAUCUCGAUGGAUUAACCGAAGAAUUAAAAUCCUGCAUCUGCAAACAUGCAGACAAGCAAACUAUAUCCUUCCAGGAAUUUCGGGAUGGUUUACUGCUCCUGUUGAGAAAGUUCCAAGAAUUAGUUACCGAUAGGCAAUGUAUUGUACAACCUUAUUAUAAUUUGAAUACAUGUAAUAUCGAUGUUAAAAAGAGCGAGCUCUCGACAUCGAUUGAUAACGUAUCAAAAAUUCAUCUUCAAGAGAUGGAGGCCAGACUUACUAUGGAUGAGAAUAAACUGAUGCGCUUUUGGGAGAAGAUCAAGAUUUAUCUGAGGGAUUAUACAGAUUCUACAGCGAUACAAUUUAUAUUGAGUUGCGCAGGAAUUCCAGAACUUCCGAGGCAGAUCACAGAAUUUAUCUUUGAGAGACUCGACCAGAACUGCGACGGCUUGAUUAGCUUCGAGGAGUUUGUAAUUAUAUUUCAAAAGAAGAGAAGAACGGAGGCCUUGCGGGAGCAUAACGAAUCUCACAGCAGUAUUGUGAACUGUAGUGUAAGUACAUUAGAUUUCAAUGUAUACGAGCCUCAUGGGACUGAUUCCAUGGAGGGUAACAAGAAUACAGAUAAGGAGGAAGUUGCUGGCGUUUCUCGCGUAUCAACGAUAUUGCCCAGCAGAGAUCUCAGUAUCUUAGAUACCAGUCUUGUGGAGGUAACAGGCAUCAUAUGUGACGAGCUGAAGAGCCUGAACGAUUCGUUAGACGACGACACCAUCCAAUCUCACAUCAGCUUACUACGAGAGAUGCUUACGCUUUACCAGAACGAGCAACGCAAUCUGAACGUCCUGAUAGAGAAUAUGAAAGCGGAGAAGGAGAAAAUGCGCAUCGACAUGUUGGAGGCUAAUGAACGGGCGAAUUUGUUAGCACAGGAGAUCGACGAGCAUCAGGCGCAAUUGGAGAAGACGAAGGAAAGUCUGCAGAAACAGAGUCAACAGCGUUAUGCCGAGAUCACGAAGGAGCUCAGCAUCGAGCGGGAAAUGGACGCCGCGGCUUUAAAAUCCAAGGACGACCAAUUGCAGCAUUUGCAGAAGGAGAAUCACGACAUGAAAAACAAAUUGAUAAACACAUUGCAAGACAAUCAAGUGCUCGAGGCGGAGAACGGCACUCUCCUAGGCCAGAUUGAGAAGCUGAGGCAAUCCAACAACGAAUUGUUAACGCGGAUGAAGAUGUUAGACGCGGAGCAAGAUGAGAUACAGAGUUUAGAGGCGAAGCAGCAGGAACAGGUGGACUUCUUUGUCGAUCGCAUCAAACAGUUGCAAUCGGAAGUGACCCUACUGCGAGACCAAAACGACGAGCUCAGUGCGGAACUGGAGACCUUGAAGUGUCACGCUAACGACACGAGGCAGAACGACGCGCCGUCGUCUCUGGCGUACGAUCUACAAUUGGAUGAGACUCCGGAUGAGAGUCACGUAACGACGACACAAUCGUUCCAAGACGCCCGACCGAUCGAUACGAGAGUUCCGUUUGAGUUCAACUUCUCACCGGUCGAAGGACAGCUCGAUACUUCACGUUCUGCUACGGUAGACUUUGGAAAGUUCAGAGAUAUGAUUGUGAAAGAUCUGGAGGAUGCGUUAAUGGCGAAUACGAAAUGCGCCUCGGAAAAAUGUGCUUUGAGCGACAAUGUGGCAAGAUUGAUCGGCAACUUGCAAUCGGAUCUUCCGCUGCAUUCCUCCACACGAGAUUUCGGCAAGAGUAUAGCGUCGGAGCUCGAGAUGGAGUGUGAGGAACGCGUCCACGAGUCACUGCGGGACUUGGUCGUUUCCAAGGUGCCGAAAUCGCUCUCGGCGAAGCGUACGGCAACGUCGAACAGCGCGGAGGAUGAUCUCGACGAUCUCACCGAUCAAGACUUGAAGAGUGCCGUGCAAAGCAAGACGACAAGCCUCAGAGAUUAUCCACCGCGGAAAGAAGAACAUUCCGCGGAAGCGUGGAAGAGCAGCAAGGAAAAGGAUAGCUCCUCGAACGUUGCCGAGGUCGAGAAUGCUCCGAGGAAUGCCUCGGCACACGCAAGGCUGCAAGAGCUCGAGGCGAAACAUGCGACGGAGAAGAAGCAGUUGACGGAACGCUGCUCGGAACUCGAACGUAGCCUGGACCUGCUGAGAACCGAGUAUGAAGAAUGCGAGGAUUAUUGGGCGGCUAAACUGGAGGAAGAGAGGCAACUCUUUGAGCAGGAACAGAAGAUCAGCGACGACAAGCUUGCCGAGCUUAUUAACAAGAUAGCUGAGUACGAAGAGUUAAUUAGCCCUCUGGAUAAGUCGAAGAAUAACGGCCGCUUAUCCCCGAUAGAUGAAAAGUUUAACUUGGAACAACAGUAUAUAGAUCUUGAAGAGGAAUUUGAGAAAUGGAAGGGAAAAGCUGAAAACGAGAUUUCCCAGAAAAAUAUGGAGAUAGGGGACCUGCGUGAGAAAUUAAGAUUGGCGGAGCAGCUAGCCACGAAUGAUUCCUGGGUUCAGGUGCCGGACGAGAUCUCUUUGCGAACAUUGUCGAAUCUGUCGCACUGCAAAUCUUCCAGCGCGUCUAGCAUCCCCUCAAUGAACGAGAAUUUGGAUCUACAAACGUCCGACGCAAACAAUCAAACGUAUUACACCUCGGAACAUCCGUCGUCCAACGAUUCCAAUAGGUUAAUUAAACAAGAGGAUCAAACCGAUGGUUAUAGUUUGAAUAUUACACGCGACGAGUGUUCCACGAAGGAAAUAAAAAGUACGCAUAAGGAUAAAAGAAACCAAGUAUAUCAAAAAGGCUCACAUGUUGGUGCUAAAGUAAAGGAGGGAGAUAAGCGUGAUCCGGAUUUUGCAUGGAUGCAGAAUGUGCUGAUGCAAAGUUUGAACGGAGUCAGUUGCCACUGUGCGCAGAACAACACGCAGCAACGUAUGUGUUGCAUCGACCCGAGCGUCUUGCAGAGUCUGAAUAUGAAACUUUACGCACAAGAACGCAAGAAGCGGCAAUUGCAGCAUUAUUUCAAACGGCAGCAGCAGCAAGUUGAGAAAGUCUUACAACGUAUUAUGACGCAACAUCAGACAGAAUUGCUUGAAUUACAGUGCCUUCUUCGUAAUACUCAAGAAAGGCUCCAAGUGCAAGUUCAAACAACCGUUGAUCAGGCCGACAGACUAGCCAGUACUGACAUAUUAGUGAAGGAUUUAUACAUAGAAAACGCAUGUCUCAUGGAGCACAUAAAGCGCCUGCAAGAACGGUGUCUCAUCUUGAGCGGCCUCAACGUGGAAACUACUUCAAUGUGAUGUUCAAGUAGCUAUUACGGGUAUGAUAAGUUUAAUUUAUGCGCCAUUAUAUACAUGUAUCGAGCAAUUAUAAAUUAUUUAUUUUUAUGCUACUAUUAGCAAAAUACAGAUUACGUCGUGAAGCCCCGAUAUGACUCAGGGAUGCAUAUGGUUGGAAAGUGUAUAUUGUAGCACAAGUGCCUUUAGUUUUUAAUUUAAACUUAAGACUAAAGUGAGACAGAUUUCGCUUUAAUUGAUGUCAUAUUAUUUAGCGAUGGAAUCCUGAUUUGUAGGGGCAGUUGUUUUUAUAAAUAAUGUAAAAUACUACGCAUACAUACAUACAUACAUUCACUCAUUCAUUAACUCACUACACGCAUACAUAAGAAGGGAACGAUGAAAAAAUAAUCGUAACCGGAAUUGAGGGGGAGUUCUUUUUUUCCAUUAAUUGAACGUACACACUUGCUUUCAAAACGAUUCGAGGCACUUUCCUCUCUUUGCGAUUUAGAAUACAGUCGAUGAUCCAGUGAGAGAAUUUAAGAAUCUUCUAAAAAUCAAUCAAAAACAAAUUCUAUCAUUUGAACAUCGGACUGCGUUCCAAACUGUGAUAACGUGUAAUAUAUUGAAUAAUAAUGAAAUUGCGUUAAAUUUAACACAUUGUAAAUCUAUUUGAAACCUAAAAGUUUUUUAUUUAUUUUUUUAUUUUUUUUCUUUUAAUUUAAACACUCUGUACCUUGCUAAGAGACGUCUACGAAAGGAAAUGUUUUCAUAGCGAAUAAGAUAUCUAAGAGAUUAUUAGAGGAAUUAUGAAAUUAUGCAAAAUAUUAUAUUCGCUUUAAAAAAAUGUCUGUUUUUGCCGUACUUGAUCGUUAGAAUAGACUGAUACCGGUUGCGAUAAUUUUUUCUUAAGUUUUCAAGCGUACCAAAUGUAUUUGCCGUGAUGCAAAGCGAGUAACCGGAUGUAAUUGUCUCGCCUUAUGUAGAGUCAUUUAAUAUGCAUGUAUGAAAAAAAAAAUAGGAAGAAAUUAUAAGGAAUCUUGCUUCCGUUGUUUCUAUAUAAAUAAUUGAUAGGUGCAGGCGUGCACACAGUUGCAUAUGCACACUGGAAAAUGCAUAUGCAAGUAUGUAUGUAAAGGAGACUGAGAAAUAAUAUUCCCUAGAAAUAAGUAACUCUACAUUUAAUUAUGUAAUUAUUGUAAAGCAGAACGUAAGUCACUAUAAAUUAGUAUCUUAAGUGUCGCUAAAAUAAUGCGUACUAAAGAAAAUCUGAUCUGAUGGAAAAUAUAAAAGAAGGACGCAAUGUAUGGCGAUAAUGAGAUCUUUUCUGUCUAUAAAUCAAUUUUUUUUGUUUUGUAAGUUUGCAUAUAAAAUACACGAGUAGAUAUCUCAUAUUUUAUAUCUUUUGACAUGCACACACACUGUCUUAUAUAAAAUAUGAAAUAUUAAAGAGACUUGUUUUUCACUUAUCUUAAUGUAGCAUUCUUACGCAGAAUAAUAAAAUGUAUGUAAAGUAAGUACACUAAGAUAUCCUUGAAAAAUACUUCUAUUUACGAAAAAAUUACCAUCAUGCAAUGUAUUCUUCACUAGCAUGCAACUUAGAUCCAUUUGUUCUAGUGUGCAUUAUUUUCAAGAUAUUUUUAAUGUAACAUUAAAUAAAUUAUGAAAAGUAUAGCAAAUAAAAUAUGUAAAAACUAUUUAAGGUAACUAAGUUAUAGUGACUUAUUUUAUGUAAACAUGUUUCUCUCUAUUAAUUAUUUAAUAAUAGAGGUGUAAAAAUAAAAAGUACAAGGGGUUUACCAUCCUUAUCAAAGUUAAAAGUGAUGAUGAAACAAUUUUUAAGUAAGUUUUAUCAAUCAAUCUAGUUUUCUUUCCACUGUUGCCUUCAAUAUAUUUAUUUCAUUCAGAAAACUGAGAAUUCUUUUUAAGAAGUAAUUUUGUUUAAAACAAAACCUAAUGCAAUAACGGUAAACCCCUCGUAGCAAUUAUAAUAGCUAAAGUUUUAUAUGGCUGUAUCUAUGUAAUUUGCAUUCUACGCUGUCUUGAAUUUUGUUUUCACCUUUCUCGAACUGCUAAACGCCGUUAACGUAUAUGUUAAAAAAUUUUGAGUUGUCUCAAGUUUCCUAGAUGAUCGCUAUAAUUAUGAAUUUUUCAUGAUAUUUAAAUUAUAAAUAUUCCGCAAUAAUUAUUAUAUUCGUCUCAAGUUUGAAUAUCAUUGAAAAUUCUUAAUCUGUAAACAUUUUGGAUUUUCGAUAUUCUUAGCGUUGUUAUAAAUACCGACUGAUUUUUGAGUCUUCUCAAAGGUAAUAAUGCCAAUAGUAAACAUGUUUCGAAAGGUCAAAACAAAAUUUACCAAGAAAAUAUUCUUUGGCCUCUAUUAUAUAUCCCAUAUUUUAAUAAGUUCUUCGUUUUGGAAAUGUUCUGUUUUAAAUGUUUAAGCGCCAAACGUAUAUAAUUUGUUGCAAUGAAUGUUGAGAUAUAAAUUAAACAAUACAUAUUUCUGUAUUAGAUAAUCAUCGUGCUAAAAUUAUCGGCAACCGUUUUUAAACAUUGUUCUCUAAAAUAUAUAAUAUUACAUCUCGUGUUCUACAUCAAUUAAAAUUUAACGUUCCUUGAUGCAGACUUUGAUAUCGUAUAAAGAAACAUCAAAUUUUCUCAACUUAUUUUUAAUCGCCACCCUAGUAUUGUAUGUGGCUUUCAAUGUGAUUAUAUAAUACCAUAUCACACCUGCAAUAAUUCCUAAAUGUAUGCAACAAUGUUUCAUUUACUACACAGAUUAAAUGGUGUAAAUUAUCUUAUUGCGUCAUACGAACAUGUAAAUCACUUAGUACAAAAGUUGGAGAUUAUAGUUAUUUCAACAUGUGAUAUAUCAGUUUGUAUGCCGAACAAUAGUCAAACUGUUAAAU
Molecule: messenger RNA, 6630 nt
Organism: Dinoponera quadriceps
Lineage: Eukaryota; Metazoa; Arthropoda; Insecta; Hymenoptera; Formicidae
Gene: Bsg25D
Product: blastoderm-specific protein 25D
Exons: 5
Coding region: 365-3751 (1128 amino acids)
Biological process (GO): microtubule anchoring at centrosome
Cellular component (GO): centrosome
Molecular function (GO): calcium ion binding
Source: RefSeq, a predicted model, not a curated record